This is a messenger RNA of Daphnia magna, 1926 nucleotides long. RefSeq lists its product as uncharacterized. The transcript is spliced from 6 exons. NCBI's taxonomy places the organism in Eukaryota, Metazoa, Arthropoda, Branchiopoda, Diplostraca, Daphniidae. Bases 74 to 901 code for a protein of 275 amino acids. The record is from RefSeq and is a predicted model, not a curated record.
UUGAAAACCACGUGCUAGUUCUAGAAUUCUCUGUGUUAGGUUCUCAAUUUUCUCGACUUUUGAGUGUGUUAUCAUGCCUCGCGCUAACAAAUUGCCGAAAUAUGCCCUUUUUGAUUUUAAUGAUGGGUCUGUGGAAACAGGGACAAGUAGUCUGAUUGACGUGGAGUGUGAUGGUGAUGGAACAUCAGACAGAAAUUUCCCGUAUGAUGUGUCUCAUUUUGUUUUCUGGCCGCAUCGGCCAUCUAAAAAUGCUGAAGAAGAAGAAAUAGUGAAACUAAAGCAAUGUGCCAAAAUUCUUCUUUUUGGUAAUGACUUGAUUCAACUAAAACACUAUCGUGAUCAGCUCGCCGAUGAAAUUCUGCCAGUUGCAAGUUUUGGGAAGAUCAGAGAAAAAAUCUGGGAGAAAACUGACAAACCUGACGAGAAAAUUAAUGGCCAGAUUCAGAUAGCCCUAGGUAGUGGGGAACGCCAGUCUAAGAGAUUAAAGGAAAAAAAGUAUUCGAGUGAAGAAACCAGAGACACAAGUAAACCAAAAACAGCAAAGCAAUCUGUGGUGAGAAAAACAGGCGUGAAAAAGAAGCAUGACAUCCAAAAAAGCGAAGACACCUUGAAAAAAAUUACGGAGCAGAAGGCUCUUUUCGACAAUUUUGAUGAGAAGCCUAGCGACCACACAUUCCAAGAGCCAGUCAAAAGAAAGAGAACUAGUGAAUUUUCGGGAGAAUCGACAGCCACAACGCAAUUAGAAACUGAUGGUGUCCGUUCAGCAGGCAGGGCUGGCAGCGAAGUAAACAAAUUCAUUUCGUCUCCAAAAACUCGAAAAUUGUCAUCGUCUUCUGCAUUUUCGCCUGCGACGAGUGACGAAGAAAGCUCUGAUGGCCCUGAAAAGAAAUCCAUUUCUUAAGUCUAGAACAAAUAAUUCCGCACGCGUGAAAACCUUACUAUUUUACGGCGCGAAAGCUUUCUACAUCUUUUUUUUACUUUCUUUUCCGUCGAUCUUCACGUGUCCCGUUUUUUCCGAUUCUGAAACUUGUGUCAUGUGGCACAUUAGCCAAGAAUAUAACCUUUUCACGUCGCUCUUUCGUAUAGAAAUGCUGCUUUAUCGACAUCAGCGUUUGAGGUUGGAGGUUGGAGGUUGAGGUUGGAGGCCUUGAAAGCCGAAAUGAAUCAAAAGUCCUCUGACGACAUACAGUCCCUGAAAGAUAAGGUGCGAUAUCUACAAGAGGAAAACGACAACCUUAAAUGCAAGCUGAAGUUCUGCGAAAGUAUACCUUCGCAAUGCGCGUUGUUCUAUAGAACAACGUGCAUUUAUCCUGUUACUCAUUAAUGUUUCCUCAUUAUAACAAAUUUGUUAUUUUCAGAGUUCACCAACGUCAGGACAUGGAUUGACCAAUUCAUCGCAAAACAAAAAGCGAAUAAGCAGCUGUCGUCGUCAUCCGAGUCGUCAUCUGACGUUAUUGCCACUGUCAGCAAAAUCGAUGAGCCCCCUCGCAACUGCAGUGAGGCGGCUAAGUUGGAAUCUAAAAUCGACUUGGAAAACCCAUUGUUUAUCGAGGCUCAAUUUCCAAUAACCGAAAAGGUUAUUGAUAGUAUCCCCUCCAAAAAUAAAAAAUCCGACAAACGCUUUGUCGCUGCUCUUUUACGUCUUAUGUAUCCGGAAGAAUAUCUUGCAACACACACUAUGGGUGCCAACCUCACUGGUAAACCAUCAAUGGAUGAAAAGGAACUAACACAAAUAAUUGACCAAACUCUUAUCUACUUUAACUACAUCAAACUUCCCAAAAAUGAAAAGGACGAAAAGAUUUCCGUUAUUAGAAAAGCCAUCACCACAACUCUGAAUAACAUCAAACAGAAGAAUAGAAAAAAAUAGGUGACAUUAAAACUUAAUUCGAGUUAUGUAUGUGCCCCUUAAAAUACAAGUGAUUUCAC